AUGGCUGUCGGUACGAUUCAGUUGAAAGUUAAGUCUUUCUUCCGUUCAAACUUGAAGAGAAGAAGAAGAUUAAGCAGCCCAUGUUCGGAGUACGAACAUAAGAAACCAAAGAACACAUCGACUUUAACAGUCGAAGAUAAUAACGGUCCUGGGAUUGAUCUUCAGCUCGCCAGCCCGUUCUUCCGCAACCUACCUAUUGAAAUCAGACGGAUGAUAUACGAGCUUGUCUGGUGUGGACCUUAUGGUCACAGAUAUCACACGCUCCGUGGAAGACAUAUGCACUUUGUGAACGGCCACUGGGUCAACAUGAGAUGCGUCAUGUAUAAAGCCGACGAGGAUCCAGAUCUCAUCCAGAAGAACAUGGACAUAGCCCAUUACUCGGGCGGAGGAAACUUAUUACUGUGGCAAAGGAGACUGGCGUCGACUUGGGGCAGUCGCCACUGGAGAUGUGAGGAAAGAGUCCAAUGCGGUACGCAAAAGUCCGUAGAUGGUACAAAUUUCAUGUCCAUGAUGCUCGUUUGUAAACGGAUGUUUCCCGAGGUUAUGGAGUCGAUACUCGAAUCGCACCAGUUCUUAUUCAACGACUUUUUCUCGGCACACAGAUUUUUCGCCUAUAACCCUUCACCAUAUAUCACACGUAUCCGCCACCUUGACUUAUCACUCAGCCUUCCCUUUCACGAGUACGCCCCGUUUAUCGUUGACGGGUCUAAGAGCAGAGUUCGAGAGUUGUGGGAAUCUCUGUCGCGUAUCUCAUGUCUGCAUAGUCUGCGCAUAUCUUUAGACAUAUACGAUCAUGGCCCGUGGCGGAAAAUUCCCGAGCAAAGCGUCACUGCUCAACUAAAAGAUCUCAAAGUGUUGGGGAACUUUACCCUCGAGCUACCACCCUCCCUGCCUAUAAAGACACACGUCCCCAACAUGAAAAAUCUUGAUUCCAACGAGGAUCUACCGUUCAAAAUAGUACGCCGUCCUCCUUUAAGGUAUUGGCAGUUUACCCCUGGCGAGGUGGAGCGGUUCGCGUGGGAGACGCAUAAGAAAGGCCAGCAGAACCACUGUUUUAUUACCCUUGAUAGGGCAGCUAGGCGUAUCCCCAAUCCUUAUUUGUUGGACUUAUUCUAA
Messenger RNA from Daldinia vernicosa, 1116 nucleotides. RefSeq lists its product as uncharacterized. The transcript is spliced from 3 exons. Lineage: Eukaryota; Fungi; Ascomycota; Sordariomycetes; Xylariales; Hypoxylaceae. The coding region runs from base 1 to 1116 and encodes 371 amino acids. The record is from RefSeq and is a predicted model, not a curated record.